Molecule: messenger RNA, 1329 nt
Organism: Aethina tumida (small hive beetle)
Lineage: Eukaryota; Metazoa; Arthropoda; Insecta; Coleoptera; Nitidulidae
Product: brachyurin-like
Exons: 4
Coding region: 6-899 (297 amino acids)
Biological process (GO): proteolysis
Molecular function (GO): serine-type endopeptidase activity
Source: RefSeq, a predicted model, not a curated record
ACAACAUGAUUCCAAUCACUUCACUCCUAAUUGUAUUAUUUAUUCCAACAUUUUCUGGUGGUGUAGAUUGGAAAUCAUUUAGGAACAACUAUGUGCCCAUAGAGCUGCCCCAAUUAAGGAUAAUCGGUGGCGACGAAGCAGUACCGCAUUCGUACCCAUUUGUUGUGGGCUUGGUCAUAAACGAAAACGCUUUUUGCGGUGGUACCCUUCUAACUAAAAAUUACGUGUUAACUGCCGCCCAUUGUGCCGUUGCGAUGUCAACAGUGGAAGUUAUACUGGGCGUGCACAAUAUUUAUAAAAACGAGUCGACUCAGGUUAGAAUGGAGGUAGAAAACAUAACGGUCCACGAGGACUUCGAUUCGGGGACUUAUCAAAAUGACAUUGCCGUUUUAAAAUUGAAAACUGAGGCGCCGAUAAAUGAUUUUAUACAAUUAGUCGAUUUUCCUGAACGGUCUCACGAGAACGACACACACAACAACGGUGGCGUUGUCGUUCUCGGCUGGGGAUUCACCGACGAGCAUGUGCCUGAAAAGUCUGAGGUUUUGAUGUACACUAACGUUACUGUUCUGGAUUUGGAAUCUUGCAGGUCAUUCUUCGGAAACAGUCCAGACCUAAUAAACGAAUUGAACAUCUGCACAACGGGUUACAGGAACAGAGGCACGUGCAAAGGCGACUCCGGAGGUCCCUUGAUCCUCGACAAAAAGCAAAUAGGAAUCACAUCCUUCGGUACCACCCUGUGCGAAAUUUGCUCCCCCUCCGUUUACACCAACGUCGCCAAGUACUACGACUGGCUGGACGAAAACACCGACCUGAAAAACCGCACGAGUGAAGGGGUGUUUGCCGCCCUUCCAGCUUUGGGGAGCGUCCUAGUUUUGGCCGUUUUGGCUCUUUGCCUGUAAAAAUAUUAUAAUGUUGAUUUUGAUUGAUUAUAACCGUAUUAAAUGUUACAAUAAGGUGCUUCAUUAUCGCCUGGAACGAAACUUGUUGCCAUGAAAAUGAUCAAAGGGAUGAUGAAUUUGUUUUUGGGGGUCGGCAGGCUCAUUGUUUACGACAUCAGCCGUCUGGAAAUCCUCGUUUAAGCCCGACGAAAUUUCGGACGGGCGCCAUGGGACUCCACUUUGUGUUAAAUUCAACUUUCGUAAACAUCUGUUCGUGAGUUAGCCGAUAUUCUACGUAUUAAUGCCCGUAAAACGAUUAUUACAAGUAAAGCCACUCAAACUGGACCGUUUUGUUGUGUUAUGGGGUUUAUUUCAUUACCAUUUUUAUGGGGGCAUAUCAACAUAAAAAUAUAAUUACGUCUUCAAAAUUACAUCAACAAGAACACUUUGU